AUGGUGGUGCGGAUUUCCAGCUGGUCAGCUGCCAUCAGUGAUUCCCAUAAGUCUAAUAAACUGAUGUCUCUACUUAUUGAACCAGCCUCUCAUGUCUUCAUGAACUCUGUGGGUCUCUUCUGCUCUUCUUCGAGCUUCAGUGAUCUCAGGAUGGCUUUCUCCUGGCUUAACAGCUUACCUAGCAGCCCUGCAAAGAGCUGCCAGGCCCUGUUGCACGAGUGCAACAGUGAAUCAGGCACUGCCUCUUCUUUCGUCCAGCAGGCCUCCACAGAGGUUCUCUGCCCUGUUGCACUGAUGCAUGCCUACUCCAGCCAAAAAAUAAAUUUUGGGACAUAUGAUAAUUACAUUCCAGUUAGUGAAUUAAGCAAAAAAUCAUGGAAUCAGCAACACUUUGCCCUGGCAUUUCCCAAACCACAGCGGCCAGGAAAAAGAAGGAGAUCAAGACCUUCCCAACUAAGAGACAAUACACUUCCUAAAAUUGAUGGUGAAAAAUUAAGAGGUCAUACCCAGCCAUUAUGGAUGCAUCGUUCUUUAAUGAGAAUUUCUGAGAGACCAUCUGUUUAUUUAGCUGCCAGGAGGCAGCCCCCAAGACAGCCAACUCUCUCCACCGUAAAGGAUUCUAAAGAAGCAGGUUUAAAGAAACCUUUAUCUCCAGAAACAGGCAAGAAAGGUAAAGAAGACAAGAAAGUAAAGGACACAUCAGAUUCAGAAGACGAAGUGAAAAAGGUUAAGAAAGAUUCAAAGAAAGAAAAAGAUGUAAGUAAAGGAACUAAAGAUGAAAAAGACACUGGAAAAACAGAUUCAAAAAAAGACAAAAAAGGGUCAAAGACGGGCAAGGAUUCAGGUACAGAAUCUGAAGAUGAAAAAUCAGGUUCAAAGAAAGAUGAUAAAAAGAGUAAAAAAGAUACAAAGAAGGGCAAGGAUGCACCUGCAGAAUCUGAAGAUGAAAAACCAGGUCCGAAGAAAGAUGACAAAAAAGGUAAAAAAGAUACAAAAAAGGGCAAGGAUUCACCUACAGAAUCUGAAGAUGAAAAACCAGGUCUGAAGAAAGAUGACAAAAAAGAUGGAAAGAAGGAUAAGGACGCAAAGAAAGGUGAUGAAUCAAAGGACAGCAAGAAAGAUGCAAAGAAGAAGGAGAGUAAAAAAGACAAAGCUGAAAAGAAGCCCAGUGGUACGGAAAGUGAACCAAAGGACGAUACCAAAAAAGAUGCCAAGAAAGAUGCCAAGAAAGAUGCUAAGAAAGAUGCCAAGAAAGAUGCCAAGAAAGAUACUGACACAUCAUCUGCUGAAUCAAAGAAAGAUGACAAAAAGGCUGCAAAGAAGGACGCAAAGAAGGGAAAUAGUCUGAACCUUAAUCUAGGAGGAAAGAAAAGGAAAAAAAAAAAGAAAAAUAGAAAAAAAAGAAGAGAAAAGCAGAGAAAAGAAGAUAUCACUACUUCCUUGUGA
Molecule: messenger RNA, 1446 nt
Organism: Cynocephalus volans (Philippine flying lemur)
Lineage: Eukaryota; Metazoa; Chordata; Mammalia; Dermoptera; Cynocephalidae
Gene: CYLC2
Product: cylicin 2
Exons: 9
Coding region: 1-1446 (481 amino acids)
Cellular component (GO): nucleus
Molecular function (GO): structural constituent of cytoskeleton
Source: RefSeq, a predicted model, not a curated record